Molecule: messenger RNA, 922 nt
Organism: Mangifera indica (mango)
Lineage: Eukaryota; Viridiplantae; Streptophyta; Magnoliopsida; Sapindales; Anacardiaceae
Product: 30S ribosomal protein 3-1, chloroplastic-like
Exons: 2
Coding region: 274-786 (170 amino acids)
Biological process (GO): translation
Cellular component (GO): ribosome
Molecular function (GO): structural constituent of ribosome
Source: RefSeq, a predicted model, not a curated record
CCUUUUAGAUACGAGAGAGUCAAUCCUGGUGAGGGCGUCUUUUAAGUUUUUAGCACUCCUCCACAGUUGUUUUAGCCCAAAAAGUGUGGCCUGUGUACCAUAGACUCCACCAGCACUACAGGCCCACAUUGCCGUUCAAUCUUUCUCUGUACUAAAAAGUUCAGCGUCUGUUCAAUCCCUUAUCCUGAAGCAAGACGAUUCUGAUUAGUGAAGAGAGACUUCCUUGCCUUUUCUUCUUACGCGAUAAAACCUCCGCAUCAUUUUCAACAUAUCAUGUUAUCUUCAAUGGCACUUCAAUCUAGGUUUAAUGCUACUUUAGCCACCUGCUCUUCAUUCCCUUCUUACAAACUGAGUGUCAGACCAUUCAAAGCUUCCACUCACAUUAACUUCAACCCAAUUUCGAGAAACCAAAGAAGACUCAGUACUGCUACAGCAGCACCGGAGACACUCACAGCUGAAACCACCACAGACGCCAUCUCCUCAACCCCAGUGGGAUUUGAGAAAGCUAAGGUGUUGGUGAAGCAAGUGGCGAAGCCGAGGCUUUUAUUGAAGUUUAUAUGGAUGGAGAAGAACAUUGGUCUUGCUCUUGAUCAAUCAAUACCGGGGCAUGGCACCAUUCCUUUGAGUCCAUAUUUCUUUUGGCCCAGAAAAGAUGCAUGGGAAGAGCUGAAGGCCACUCUAGAGAGCAAGCCGUGGAUAUCCCAGAAAAGCAUGAUUAUACUUCUUAAUCAGGCCACUGAUAUCAUCAAUUUAUGGCAGCAAAGUGGUGGCAAUCUUACAACCUGAAUUUGUAUAGUAGAGUACACAUUGCUUUUGGAUUUAGCUAUUCAAAACUAAAUUAUGAUAAUGCUCCAUUGUUGCGAAUGCAAUUUGGGUUUCUAAGUUUUGCUGCUUUUCAUUUAUACAAGAGUUGUUUGAUUCA